CAGCAGACAGCAAUCGUGUGUGUCUGCCCGAGUGGUUCGGAUCGGCCGCGUGUUCACAGUCGUUAGAUCCGAGUUGUAUUUGUGAGUGCAUAGUAGAGGGUUGAGGGGCGAGAGGGAGGAAGCGGAUGUCCGGGCCGGGCUUUACGGAGGCAGCCGACCUCCUACCCGAGCUAAAUGGUGCCGACCUGGCAAUGUCGCUGAGCCCCAAGCACCAGCCACACACUACACCGUUCUCAGUCACCGACAUCCUCAGUCCCAUCGAAGAGAGCUACCGCAAACUGGAGCUGUGCGCGCCAGGAUCGCCCUACAGGGGCAGUGGAGGCAGCAGUGCCGGCUCGUCAGCCGGAGGCGGCGGUCCGACUACCGCCCCCAGUCCACACACGCCUCAGGGCUACAUGCAUGCCAUGCCACCCCAGUACUACAAUGGCGCCUCGGCCGCCGCCGACCUGCCGCCAUACUCCAAUUCGGCCGCCGCCGCCGCUGCCGCCUCAUGGUAUCCCACCACCCCCAACGACCCAAGAUUCGCAAAUGGAGCUGGAUACGCUGGAGAUGGAUACCGUUGCUUUGGAGGCGAAAAAAUUUCCUAUUUAUCAAGACUGAUGGGCAGCACAGCGUCUGCAUCGAUGAACAUGGGCAACAUGUCAGCGCUCUCCACAUGCAGCGUCACCGACACAAAACCCAUGCAGUUUCCCCUCACGCAACGUCGCAAGAGGAGAGUUCUCUUCACUCAAGCUCAGGUUUAUGAGCUGGAAAGGAGGUUUAAGCAACAAAAGUACCUGUCCGCACCCGAAAGGGAGCACUUAGCAAGCUUAAUACACUUAACGCCUACCCAGGUUAAAAUCUGGUUCCAAAACCACCGAUACAAAUGUAAAAGGCAAGCCAAAGAAAAAGCAAUGGCUGAACAAAACGCUCAAAAUCAAGCGCAGAGCUCUCCGCGACGGGUAGCGGUGCCCGUUCUUGUGAAGGACGGCAAGCCGUGCGGCAGCGGAGGCGGCAACGAGAACGGCGGUGGCGGUGGUGGCAGUGGUGGGGGCGGAGGUGGAGGCAGCGGCGGCCGGGGGCAGACGGGGGCAGGCAGCCAUUGUGCGGGACACAGUCCACAUCCACAGCACCACCAACAGGCCAGCAUACUGAGCAACAUGGCGGCUGCAGCCGCGGCAGCUGCCUACCCGCGACAGAACCUGCAGCAUCCCCACCAGCAGUGCUCGUCCUACCUGCCGCUGCAGGGUCGCGCCUGGUAGUCCGACUGGCCGCCUCUAGCCGGGGCGGGACCAUCCUCUCAACGCCAAGCCGCGUGCUCGCUAGCUGCUGCAUCACAACGCUCCUUGUACUCGACCAUACAAACAUAAUGUAUUAUAGCCAAUAUUAGUCUCACACUUUCUUGUUGAAAUAUUGACAGAAACGUUUUUCAGAUCUUGAGUGUAUCCUUUUUUAAAAGUGGAGUGAUCCAUGGUAUUGUGGAUGAAGUGCUUGCAUAGCAAUGUAUAGAUCCCGGGUUUUUAAUUGAACGGUUCUAACCAAGUCAUUCCCGUUGUGUUUUCGGAUGGGCACGAACUGUUAUGGUCCAGGCCAAAGUAUAAAAGUCUUAAAAUUGAAUUAUAACUAUGUAAUUAUAUAGUAAUUAUUGGGUUCGAAUCCCAGCCCGGGCAAGAUAUUUUUUUCGGGCCACUCCCGUGUUUCGGAUGGACACGUUAAACUGUCUGUCCCGGCUGCCUAACAAGCAGACGUUAGGUCAUGUCAGAGGCCCUGAAAUUGAUCAGUUGCGACCUGAAAACUCUGACACAAGACCUGAGCCAGCUAGGUCACACGAUAUUAUUAUUAUUACCUAUAUAAGCAAUCGGCUUAAAUUAUAUCUAUUCAGGCCAGGUGAGAUCUUCCCGUAAGAGACUCCUCACCAAUAAAAUGCCAUAGGCUACGUAUCUAAUCAACCUUUCUAGUGAAAAGAAGAAUUUGAAGUUUGAAGUGUUGAGUCUGUAAAGAUUUGACACAUCAAGUAUCACUAUGAAUAGCUAGAUUAUACAGUGAGGGAAACAGCCCUCGAGUAUAUCCACAUCAAUAGAAUUCAGUAAAGCAGUGUUAAGUUUUCCACGUGAUUCUCUUGUAACUCUUUAAUAAAUUGAGUCUGUACAUGUAAAGCCCCGCACACACACAUAGAUUUUUGUUCGUACGAUAUUUUGCCGUCCUAAAGUAAAGUAAAUUCGUAUGGCUUUUGUUGGUGGGGAGUCCCUUGCCGUCAAUGGUCCUUAAGACUGUCAUACUUCAGCCGGGACCGACAGUUUAACGUGCCCAUCCGAUAACACGGGAGUGAUCUGGUUAAAAAACUUUUGGUAUUGAGAGGGUUUGAACCAGGGAUCUCUAUGCUGCUACGCAAGCACUCUAUCCACUAGACCACGGAUCACCUCAUGAAUUCUAUCAGAUCAAACAGAGAUUGACAAACAUCAUCUGUUUGUAAUCGUCUGUUUAAUGUGAUAGAAUUUAUAAGAACGGCAAAAAAUCGUACAAACAAAAUCGAUGUGUGUGUGCCGGGCUUUACCUAAGACGACCGGAUGACCAAAAAUGUGUAGUCCCUGGUAGGACAGUUUACCAUUUGUAAUUCAUAUGUCCGUAUUCCAUCGUUCGGAAAUGAAUAGGAUUCCAAGAUUCACUACAUUGUGGCCUGAAUUGAAUGUAAAUAAAUUGUAUGAAAAUGAAAUUAUAUUCAAUUGAAUGUCGGAUAUUAUCCUUGUAAUUUGAUAUCUUUCGACAAUGUAGAUGCCCGUUGAUUGGAAAUGUGAGCAUAUCAAAGGCUCAAAUGAGGGUGAUAGCUCACGAAAGAUGAUUGAUUUCAAAGCUGAUUGGCUGACACCUUUCAACCAGAAACCCAUUUCUGUCAUCCUAUCAAUAAGAAAGUGAAGACCAAAGAGUUACUAGAGCGUAGUGAUGAGCAGUCUACUAAAUUCCCAAAGUGUGAUUAUUGUAAUCAAAGGAACACUGUGUUAUAAUCUGGCCAAGAAAGACUCACUGUCUAGUCAAUCAGUGCGUGGUCUUACUUAUUAUGUACUGUACAUGUGAAUAAUAUAAGGUAUUGGCACUUGUUACAAGGAGUGCAGAAACUUUAGCCUUAAUUUUAGUUGGGGGUAAGAUCUACUUAGUUUCUAUAGUAUUUACCUCAUUCGAUUUCAAUUUCGCUAUAAUGGAACGUUUUUAAAAAUUUUGUUAUAGGCUAAUAAAUCAGCCAUAAUGUAUCUCCAAAAUGAUCUUGAAGGUAUAAUUUUUGCAACUAAAUUGAUUUUAAAUAAAUUAUAUUAUUCAAGUAAUCUGAGUAUUGAAGCUUAUCUAGCUUUGAAUAACAAAAUGGAAUGGGUUUAUAUUGACAAAAUUCAUUUCGAAUAGGGGUAGAAAAUGAAAUGAGAGCGUGGGUGAGCAUUCCAUAAUUCUCAUAAUUUCAGAAAUAUUCUCGGAAUAGGCCUAGUGCCUCAUUUUUAAAACCCAUACUCUGAUUUGUCUAUUCUAUUCGUUUAGUUUAUGUCUAGUUUAGACAUUCCGGUCAUCGGCAUUCGUGAAUUUGAAGAAUCGAUUUCAGAGGUGUAGCUUUUUACAUCCGAGAAAUAGUUUUUAUUACCCAAUUUAAUUGGUCGAUAUUACCCAAUUUCUGACUUGGUAAUAGCCAGCCCCAAAAUUCUUAAGAAUUAAAAUACCAGAAACUAUAGUAUUGAUUAAUAUUAUAAUAAUUUAGAAAUAAUUCUCCACUCCCUUCUUGGAAUUAAAAGGCAUAGAAGAGUCUCUGCAUCCUUGACAAGUACGCCUCAAGCGCAAUAAUUUUAAAAUAAAUAAUUUAUUGUUGCCUGUUGUACUUAACUAUUUAAAUAGAAAUUUUGUAAAAGUGAACUGUAAAUAUUUGUAAGAUGAGUGAAAAGAACGAGUGAAUAAAUUAAAAAUGUGCGUGAGCUCUUGUUGAAUUAUUAUCCAUUUGAUUGUAAUUGAGUUGAAUAAUAUUUUAGAUUAGUAAGUUGAAUUUGAAAUACUGAAUUGUAGGCUUUUCAAAUAGUUAAGAUAUUUCAUCAGACAUUGUUUAUUGAUGAAUUUAUCGAAUUGAUCAUUGAAUGAUUAGAAUCAAUUAGAAUCAGCUUCCUCAGAGCAGGCUAUACUUUUUUAAACUGUCAUUGUUGAUGAAAUUCACUUGUUUGAAUAAAAUAAUAAAGCUUUUGGAUGAAUUGUGAUUGAAAAUAUAAUUCUCACUAUCACUGGAAAUAACUUUAAAUCCCAUAAAACAGACAUUUUAUCGAUUUCAAACACUUUUCAUUGAUGAAAACAUGUUCAGGUAGACUAUGGGUGUGGAUUGGCUGCUUCCUGUUUGGGAAAAUUCCAGAUAAUAUUCUAUCCUCUUUUUAAUUCUAAACACAAUUCCCAUCUCACUCAUCACUAUAACUUUACAACGCACAAGUGUUUCUUCUAAUGUAAAGUCUGUAAUAAACCAGAAGAGAGUAAAAAAUAUAGUUUGUUCUAAUCAAUAGCAAUAAAUAUCCUAUUUUUAGGAAAAACGAUGGCUGGAGUAAACGAUUACAGUAUCAUUAAAUUAGAUUUUGUUUGUUAUGCUAGUAAGCAAUUUUAAUAAUCGUUGAAUGAUCUUCGAAUCUAUUAAGAACGCUGACUAUUAAAAGAAAUUGAUUAAACAGGUUUUAUUCAUGAUUAUUGUGAAGAUAAAAUAAUAUUUUCAAUUAUUACGAAAUUAUUUGUUUUGAACAAAAUGUAUCGAACCGAUUAUUAAUCGAAUCAUGGCAAUAAUUUCGAAUUCUAUAAAUUUUUCAAUAAAACCAAUUCAGCCUACUCACAAUCACUUGUUUCUGAACAAGAUACUUUAGACCAUAUAUGUUGUAAAUACACAAAAUACAAUCUAUGAUAUCAAGUUUC
Messenger RNA from Nilaparvata lugens (brown planthopper), 4890 nucleotides. Its product is annotated as thyroid transcription factor 1. Gene Ontology annotation, biological process: regulation of transcription by RNA polymerase II; cell differentiation. Gene Ontology annotation, cellular component: nucleus. Bases 126 to 1241 code for a protein of 371 amino acids. Gene Ontology annotation, molecular function: RNA polymerase II cis-regulatory region sequence-specific DNA binding; DNA-binding transcription factor activity, RNA polymerase II-specific. Lineage: Eukaryota; Metazoa; Arthropoda; Insecta; Hemiptera; Delphacidae. The record is from RefSeq and is a predicted model, not a curated record. The transcript is spliced from 6 exons.